Molecule: messenger RNA, 8325 nt
Organism: Oncorhynchus masou masou (cherry salmon)
Lineage: Eukaryota; Metazoa; Chordata; Actinopteri; Salmoniformes; Salmonidae
Product: phospholipid-transporting ATPase ID-like
Exons: 28
Coding region: 673-4302 (1209 amino acids)
Biological process (GO): phospholipid translocation; Golgi organization
Cellular component (GO): trans-Golgi network; plasma membrane
Molecular function (GO): ATPase-coupled intramembrane lipid carrier activity; magnesium ion binding; ATP hydrolysis activity
Source: RefSeq, a predicted model, not a curated record
GAGAGAGAGAACAUGAGACAGGAGUGUGAGGGAGGGAGAGAGAGUGAGAGAGAACAUGAGACCGAAGAGAGAGGAGAAGAAAAAUAGAGAAAAAUCUGAGGACUUUUUGAAACUGUGAAUGAUUGAGUGAGGGAGGGAGGAGUUGAGAGACACCGAGAGAGUAAAGGAGAGUGUCAGAAAACCAGAGGAGGGAGGAGUUGAGACAGAGAGAGUAAAGGAGAGUGUCAGAAAACCAGAGGAGGGAGGAGUUGAGACAGAGAGAGUAAAGGAGAGUGUCAGAAAACCAGAGGAGGGAGGCGUUGAGAAAGAGAGGAGAGAGUAAAGGAGAGUGUCAGAAAGCCAGAGGAGGGAGGAGUUGAGACAGAGAGAGUAAAGGAGAGUGUCAGAAAGCCAGAGGAGGGAGGAGUUGAGAGAGACAGAGAGAGUAGGGCAGUGUCAGAAAGCCAGAGCAGGGAGCGGAUACAGAGAAUGAGGGAGGGGUAGAGGAGGAGGAGCAGUUAGUGUGUGAACGAUGAAGGGAUAGCCUUGAUGAAAUCAACAGCUUGUUCACUGGUCGGACUUUCCCAAGACUGCAUGGUGGUCAGCACGUCUCACACACUCCCCGCUGGACACACGCACGGCUGUAGCCGGGACUAACGACAAACACCACGGGUAGAUGAAGAAGCAGAGAAGAUGACGUUGUUUGGGCUGGACUGUGCCAAGAAGAAAGAGAGAGAGUUGGAGAGGAAACUGAGGGCAAACGACAGAGAGCAUAACCUCUCCUUCAGAUAUGCGACCAAUGCCAUUAAGACGUCCAAAUACAACGCGUUCACCUUCCUGCCCCUCAACCUCUUCGAACAGUUCCAGAGAAUAGCCAACGCUUACUUCCUCAUUCUGCUGCUACUCCAAGUGAUUCCUGCCAUCUCCUCUCUGUCCUGGUUCACGACCGUGGUCCCUCUGGUCCUGGUCUUGUCUGUGACGGCUGGUAAAGAUGCUACCGACGACAUAAACCGCCACAGGAGUGACAACCAGGUGAACAACAGGAAGGUCACAGUGCUCAUGGAUGGAGAACUACGGAGUGAGAAAUGGAUGGCCGUUCAGGUGGGCGACAUCAUCAAACUGGAAAACAACCAGUUUGUUACGGCAGACCUGUUGCUGCUCUCUAGUAGUGAACCACUCAACCUGGUCUACAUAGAGACUGCUGAACUGGAUGGAGAGACCAAUCUAAAAGUGAAGCAGGCUCUGACAGUAACAGGAGACAUGGGAGACAAGAUCCACAGCCUGGCUGCCUUCAAUGGGGAGGUGCGCUGUGAGCCACCCAACAACCGGCUGGACCGUUUCACAGGAACAUUGACAAACGCUGGUCAGAAAUACUCUCUGGACAACAGCAAGAUCCUGCUGAGGGGCUGCACCCUCAGGAACACAGAGUGGUGCUUCGGACUGGUGCUGUUCGGAGGUCCAGAGACUAAACUGAUGCAGAACUGUGGGAAGACCACGUUCAAGAGGACCAGCAUCGACCGCCUGAUGAACGUGCUCGUCCUUUGUAUCUUUGGCUUCCUGGCGUUCAUGUGCAUGAUCCUGGCCAUCGGCAACCGGAUCUGGGAGCAACGCUGGGGGUCAGAGUUCACGGCCUUCCUGCCCAGACAGGAUGGAGUCGACACUCCCUUCUCCUCCUUCCUCACCUUCUGGUCCUACGUUAUCAUCCUCAACACCGUCGUACCCAUCUCCCUCUACGUCAGUGUGGAGGUCAUCCGUCUGGGCAACAGUUUCUACAUCGACUGGGACAGGAAGAUGUACCAUGCCCAUAGUGACACCCCGGCCAAGGCCCGGACCACCACGCUGAACGAGGAGCUGGGUCAGAUCAAAUACAUCUUCUCGGACAAGACCGGAACACUCACUCAGAACAUCAUGAUCUUCAACAAGUGUUCUAUCAACGGGAAGUGCUACGGAGAUGUAUUUGACUACACUGGCCAGAGAUUGGAGAUCAACGAGCACACAGAGACAGUGGACUGGUCCUUCAACCCUCUUGCUGACCAUCAAUUCUCCUUCCAUGACCACUCCCUGGUGGAGGCUGUAAAGCUGGAGAAUGUGGAGGUCCACUCCUUCUUCAGAACACUGGCCCUCUGUCACACUGUUAUGGCUGAGGAGAAGACAGAGGGUGAGUUGCUGUACCAGGCCCAGUCACCUGACGAAGGUGCUUUGGUAACCGCAGCGCGAAACUUUGGCUUCGUGUUCCGCUCGCGCACGCCAGAGAGCGUCACUAUCGUAGAGAUGGGAAAACAACGCAGCUACGAGCUGCUCGCCAUCCUCGACUUCAACAACGUCCGCAAGAGGAUGUCCGUUAUCGUGCGGAGUCCAGAGGGGAAGCUGUGUCUGUAUUGUAAAGGAGCAGACACCAUGGUCUAUGAGAGGCUGCACCAGUCCUGUACCAAGCUGAUGGACGUCACCACUGAACACCUCAACGAGUAUGCUGGUGAGGGCCUGCGGACCCUGGCUUUGGCCUAUAAGGACUUGGAUGAGGAGUAUUUUAGCAGGUGGAAACAGCGCCACCAUGAGGCCAGCACAGCCCUGGAGGACCGAGAGGACAAGCUAGACCUGCUCUAUGAGGAGAUAGAGAAAGACCUGGUGUUGCUGGGAGCUACAGCCAUAGAGGAUAAGCUCCAGGAUGGUGUGCCACAGACCAUCGAGCAGCUCGCCAAAGCUGAUAUCAAGAUCUGGGUGCUCACCGGCGACAAACAGGAGACGGCGGAGAACAUUGGCUACUCGUGCAACAUGCUGCGUGAGGAGAUGAACGACAUCUUCAUCGUGUCGGCCAACAACCCGGAUGAUGUCAGACAGGAACUGAGGAAUGUAUUGAGCACCAUGAAACCAGGUGCAGAGGAGGAGGACAUCUUCAUGCCAGAGAGGACACUGGGUAACAAGCCGAAGGUGGUCAGGGACGAGGAGGUGAACGGGGAGUACGGCCUGGUCAUCAACGGACACAGUCUGGCCUAUGCCCUGGAGCAUAGCAUGGAGCUGUUGUUCCUGCGUACAGCCUGUCUGUGUAAGACAGUGAUCUGCUGUAGAGUGACACCCCUACAGAAAGCCCAGGUGGUUGAGCUGGUCAAGAAAUACAAACAGGCUGUCACUCUGGCCAUAGGAGACGGGGCCAAUGACGUCAGCAUGAUUAAAGCUGCUCAUAUAGGUGUAGGUAUAAGCGGCCAGGAAGGGAUGCAGGCGGUUCUGUCCUCAGACUAUUCCUUCGCUCAGUUCCGCUUCCUCGAGCGCCUCCUCCUGGUCCACGGCCGCUGGUCCUACCUGAGGAUGUGUAAAUUCCUGCGCUACUUCUUCUACAAGAACUUCACCUUUACCUUCGUUCACUUCUGGUACGCCUUCUUCUGUGGCUUCUCAGCACAGACGGUCUAUGAUGAAUGGUUCAUCACUCUGUAUAACCUGGUCUACACAGCACUUCCUGUACUGGGCAUGAGUCUGUUUGACCAGGAUGUGAAUGACAUGUGGAGUUUCCAGCACCCCAAUCUGUACGUUCCAGGCCAGUUGAAUCAGUACUUCAGUAAGACAGCCUUCUUUAAGUGUGCCCUCCACAGUGUCUACAGCUCAGUAGUGCUGUUCUUCAUCCCCUACGCUGCCAUGUACGACACGGUCCGAGACGACGGGCGAGACAUUGCUGACUACCAGUCCUUCGCCCUGCUGGCCCAGACCUGUCUGGUCAUCACCGUCUGUAUGCAGCUGUGUCUGGACAUGUCCUACUGGACAGCGGUCAACCAGUUCUUUGUGUGGGGGAGUUUGGCCAUGUACUUUGUUGUCACCUUCAGCAUGUACAGUAAUGGCACGCAUAUCACCUUCCCUGCAUCCUUCCCCUUCAUCGGCACAGCCAGGAACUCCCUGAACCAGCCCAACGUGUGGCUGACCAUCCUGCUUACCUCCAUCCUCUGUGUACUUCCUGUGGUUGCCUACCGCUUCCUGUUGAUACAGCUCCGCCCCACCAUCAACGACAAGGUGAUGUUCAAGGUGAGACAGGCCAAGGCCACGCCCCCUCUCCCAGCACGACGAGCCAGGAUGCGGCGUACCAGCUCCCGCCGCUCCGGAUACGCCUUCUCGCACGCACAUGGCUACGGGGACCUGGUGACGUCCAACCAUUUCCUGCGCCGUCCCGCCAUCACGCGCUCCACCGCUUUCACCCCUCUGGGGCGCACCACGGGGUUCAGCCCCAUGGGCCGCUCGGCAGGAUACAGCCCCACUGGGAACGCUCUGAACUCCAGACCACAGGAGGUGGAGGUGACAUCACUACAGAUGUACCGGAUGGUGCGAGACUCCGCCUUCUGAAGUACUGCACAGUGCGAGACCCCGCCUUCUGAAGAACUGCACAGUGCGAGACCCCGCCUUCUGAAGAACUGCACAGUGCGAGACCCCUCCUUCUGAGGGAAAAGAGGAAGAGGAUGUGGAGGAGUUGUUGUUUACAGAGGACCAAAUCAGUGGGUGUGAUAUGUAAAAAAUAUAUAUCCUAAACAUUGACACAUACUGUAACUGUACACACACAAAUCUCUAUGACGACUGACUUGUCGACGCGUUCCAAAGACAGCCCCUCGUAUCUGAUUGGUCACACUCUCCCCCCCCGCUUCAUUGCCUCUCCUGUUCCAAUCAUUGGCCUUGUGUUCCAUCAGGACUGUUGUCAUGGGGAAACAAACCUCUCCUGUUCCAAUCAAUGGCCUUGUGUUCCAUCAGGACUGUUGUCAUGGGGAAACAAACCUCUCCUGUUCCAAUCAAUGGCCUUGUGUUCCAUCAGGACUGUUGUCAUGGGGAAACAAACCUCUCCUGUUCCAAUCAAUGGCCUUGUGUUCCAUCAGGACUGUUGUCAUGGGGAAACAAACCUCUCCUGUUCCAAUCAAUGGCCUUGUGUUCCAUCAGGACUGUUGUCAUGGGGAAACAUACCUCUACAGGUCAACUGUAUGCUAUAUUGUCUGUCAACUGAGGAUAAACUAUUACACUAUACUACAGUUUGACUCAGUGCUGUGACCCCAUAGGAUCGUAUACUACACUGUGACUCUGUCCUCAGUGCUGUGACACCAUAGGAUCGUAUGACUCUGUACUCAGUGCUGUGACACCAUAGGAUCGUAUGACUCUGUACUCAGUGCUGUGACACCAUAGGAUCAUAUGACUCUGUCCUCAGUGCUGUGACACCAUAGGAUCGUAUGACUCCGUACUCAGUGCUGUGACACCAUAGGAUCGUAUGACUCUGUACUCAGUGCUGUGACACCAUAGGAACAUUAAGACAUUAAACAUUAAGAACACCUUAAAAAUAUUGAGUCAUAUCCCCCCCCCCCCCCACAGCUUUUGCCCUUUCAGAACAGCCUCAAUUAGUCAGAGUAUGGGCUCUACAAGGAAUCGAAAGCAUUCCACAAGAAUGCUGGUCCAUGUUGACUCCAUUGCUUCCCACAGUUGUGUCAAAUUGGCUGGAUGUCCUUUGGUUGGUGGACCAUUCUUGAUACACAUGGGAAAAUGUUGAGCAUGAAAAACCCAGCAGCGUUGCAUUUCUUGACACAAACAUAUGCACCUGGCACAUACUACCAUACCCUGUUCAAAGGCACUUAAAUAUGUUGUCUUGCCCAAUCACCCUUUGAAGAACAGACAUACACAAUCCGUCUCAAUUGUCUCAAGGCUUAAAAAUCCUUCUUUAACCUAUCUCUUCCCUUUCAUCUACACUGAUUGAAGUGGAUUUAACAAGUGUCAAUAAGGGAUCAUAGCUUUCACCUGGAUUCACCUGGUCAGUCUGUGUCAUGGAAAUAGCAGGUGUUCUUAAUGUUUUGUCCACGCAGUGUAUACAGUAGUAUACAGUAUGACUUUGUACUGUGACGCCAUAGGAACGCACUAAACCAAAGACCAGACCAAACCUCUGAGUCGUGGGCUUUAUUCCUUCUUCUAUCCUCACCAGCAACAAGCCCUCUCUUCUCCCACUGUGAUAAUACCAGUCUACAAUCACACAGGUGUAGAGAUGUACUGUACACUCCAACACUAAUCUUGGAGGGAGUUGGUAGGAUGUAUACCUUUCCUGUCUCUGGUCCACACUCCAUCCAGUUGGUGGCAGUAAUGCACCUUAAUGUUGGUUGCCAACCUUCAUACAAAAUCCACAGAAGAAGAUUGUGGGAGUUGAGAUGGAGGCUAUCACCAGCAAAAUCCUAAUUGUAUGGACAAGUGAUUUUGCCCUUUAAACCAUGGAAUGUAUUUUUUUGUAUAUAUAUAUAUAAACAUUUAGCUUUUUAUAUAGGAAACAGAAGAUCUAUCUUCUGUUCAGUGUUGUUCAUCCAUGGGCUGAAUAAGUUUUCAUUCUGAAUGAGGUAGUAUCAUGGUUAGCAUGCUAUCCGUUAGCCUGUGGACCACCUCAUUCUGAAUGAGGUAGUAUCAUGGUUAGCAUGCUAUCCGUUAGCCUGUGGACCACCUCAUUCUGAAUGAGGUAGUAUCAUGGUUAGCAUGCUAUCCGUUAGCCUGUGGACCACCUCAUCCUGAAUGAGAUAGAAUCAUGGUUAGCAUGCUAUCCGUUAGCCUGUGGAGCAGCUAUAUCUCAAUGGGAUAGUGAAAUGGUUAGCAUGCUAUCCGUUAGCCUGUGACCACCUCAUUCUGAAUGAGGUAGUAUCAUGGUUAGCAUGCUAUCCGUUAGCCUGUGGACCACCUCAUCCUGAAUGAGGUAGUAUCAUGGUUAGCAUGCUAUCCGUUAGCCUGUGGACCACCUCAUUCUGAAUGAGGUAGUAUCAUGGUUAGCAUGCUAUCCGUUAGCCUGUGGAGCAGCUAUAUCUCAAUGGGAUAGUGAAAUGGUUAGCAUGCUAUCCGUUAGCCUGUGGACCACCUCAUUCUGAAUGAGGUAGUAUCAUGGUUAGCAUGCUAUCCGUUAGCCUGUGACCACCUCAUCCUGAAUGAGGUAGUAUCAUGGUUAGCAUGCUAUCCGUUAGCCUGUGGACCACCUCAUUCUAAAUGAGGUAGUAUCAUGGUUAGCACGCGAGCCGUUAGCCUGUGGACCACCUCAUCCUGAAUGAGAUAGAAUCAUGGUUAGCAUGCUAUCCGUUAGCCUGUGGACCACCUCAUUCUGAAUGAGGUAGUAUCAUGGUUAGCAUGCUAUCCGUUAGCCUGUGGACCACCUCAUUCUGAAUGAGGUAGUAUCAUGGUUAGCAUGCUAUCCGUUAGCCUGUGACCACCUCAUUCUGAAUGAGGUAGUAUCAUGGUUAGCAUGCUAUCCGUUAGCCUGUGGACCACCUCAUUCUGAAUGAGGUAGUAUCAUGGUUAGCAUGCUAUCCGUUAGCCUGUGACCACCUCAUUCUGAAUGAGAUAGAAUCAUGGUUAGCAUGCUAUCCGUUAGCCUGUGACCACCUCAUUCUGAAUGAGAUAGAAUCAUGGUUAGCAUGCUAUCCGUUAGCCUGUGGACCACCUCAUCCUGAAUGAGGUAGUAUCAUGGUUAGCAUGCUAUCCGUUAGCCUGUGGACCACCUCAUUCUGAAUGAGGUAGUAUCAUGGUUAGCAUGCUAUCCGUUAGCCUGUGGAGCAGCUAUAUCUCAAUGGGAUAGUGAAAUGGUUAGCAUGCUAUCCGUUAGCCUGUGGACCACCUCAUUCUGAAUGAGGUAGUAUCAUGGUUAGCAUGCUAUCCGUUAGCCUGUGACCACCUCAUCCUGAAUGAGGUAGUAUCAUGGUUAGCAUGCUAUCCGUUAGCCUGUGGACCACCUCAUUCUAAAUGAGGUAGUAUCAUGGUUAGCACGCGAGCCGUUAGCCUGUGGACCACCUCAUCCUGAAUGAGAUAGAAUCAUGGUUAGCAUGCUAUCCGUUAGCCUGUGGACCACCUCAUUCUGAAUGAGGUAGUAUCAUGGUUAGCAUGCUAUCCGUUAGCCUGUGGACCACCUCAUUCUGAAUGAGGUAGUAUCAUGGUUAGCAUGCUAUCCGUUAGCCUGUGGACCACCUCAUUCUGAAUGAGGUAGUAUCAUGGUUGGCAUGCUAUCCGUUAGCCUGUGGAGCAGCUAUAUCUCAAUGGGAGAGUGACAUGGUUGGCAUGCUAGCUGUUAGCCUGUGGACCACCUCAUCCUGAAUGAGAUAGAAUCAUGGUUAGCAUGCUAGCCGUUAGCCAGUGGAGCGGCUAUAUCUCAAUGGGAGAGUGACAUGGUUGGCAUGCUAGCUGUUAGCCUGUGGACCACCUCAUCCUGAAUGAGAUAGAAUCAUGGUUAGCAUGCUAGCCGUUAGCCUGUGGAGCAGCUAUAUCUCAAUGGGAGAGAGACAUGGUUGGCAUGCUAGCUGUUAGCCUGUGGAGCGGCUGUACUUGAUGUUGGUGCUAUAGUAAAGUGUUACGCCAGUGGGCAUACACUGGUUGAAUCAA